GUGAUAUUCUAAGACGCUAAUUUCGCCGGGCAAUUCCGGAAACAGGGAAAUAGUGAAACGAGCCGUUAUUAAAUUCGGAUCCAGGUGGGUCCCGAGAAGCUUGACCCUUUUCGCAUGGUAUAGGCAGCUUCACUUCACAACUCUCCGCGACUUUGGUCCGCUGAUUUACACGUUAAUCACCGGAAGCAAGGGGAAGAAGGAAACAAAUUCACAAUGGCGAGGAGACGGUUGUUGCUUUUAUUAAAGCCUUUCGAUGUGUUACCGACAAACCAAUCAGAGAACAAUUUUCAUUUCAGAAACCCUAAGGGUGAGACUUCUUCGCAUGAAGUUAUUGCAGGUAUUAAAAUAUCUAGACAAUAGACGUCUGGUUCACAAGGAGGCUAUAAACUUCUGUCAGAGUAUUUUGAGGAAAAAGCUUGUUGACUGGGAAGCUGUUUAUCGUUUUAAUCUAUCUCAGCCGAUCCGUGGUGUAGAUUUAGUAGUUACAAUAGGAGGAGAUGGUACAUUAUUGCAGGCAAGCCAUUUUGUGGAUAAUUCGAUUCCUGUUCUAGGCGUAAAUUCUGACCCAACUCAAGCAAAAGAGGUUGAAGAAUACAGUGAAGAAUUUGACGCUUCAAGGAGUACAGGAUUUCUUUGUGCGGCAACUGUCAAGAACUUUGAACAAAUAAUAGAUGACAUCCUUGAAAGUCGUGUUAGACCUUCUGAAGUCUCAAGGAUGUCAGUCACUCUCAACUCAAAGCAACUGUCACCUUACGCACUUAAUGAUGUUUUGAUUGCUCAUCCUUGUCCUGCUACAGUUUCCCGAUUCUCAUUCAGAACAAAGAAAGAGGAGCAGUCUUGUUCUUCUCUGGUGCAUUGCAGAUCAAGUGGACUUAGAGUGUCAACAGCUGCUGGGUCAACAGCUGCAAUGCUUUCAGCAGGUGGAUUUGCAAUGCCAAUUUUAUCCAAAGAUCUCCAGUAUAUAGUGAGAGAACCCAUUGCUCCCGGAGCUUACAAUAGCCUGAUGCACGGCAUUGUGAAGCCUGAGGAGUUGAUGGAUAUCGCCUGGUAUUGCAAAGAAGGGCUGAUUUAUAUUGAUGGCUCUCAUCUUGUCCACUCUGUUCAGCAUGGGGAUAUCAUUGAACUCUCUUCCAAUGCUCCAACAUUGAAAGUUUUUUUGCCAUCUCACUUGAUAUCAUGACAAUGCAUACAUACAGAUUGAGUUCUUAUAAUUGUUUGCAUGAUGGUGUAACAGUUUUGCAGGUUCUCCCUGUUAACUGUUGCAACCGUUUGUGCUAGUGCACAAUGCUAGAUGUGGUAGUUUUACCCUUUCACAGCUCAUCUGCAGGAAAGAUGGUUGUACCCUAGGCUUUUGCCCUCUAGAGUUGUUACUCCAGCAAACCCUGUCACUUCUUAAUAGAGCACAAAAGAGGAAGAAACUGUGGAUCACCCUUCAAAAUCAUGCAAGAGAGGUAGUUUCAGGUUGAAUUAUAGCCUGAAGACAUUGUCAUAGUAUGAACAUUGAGGCGAUUCCUCCUUAUGGAAGUGUUAUGAGGUUUAUCUCUCACACACACACUAAACCGAUAGGAAAUCUUCUGGUGUAGUUACAAUGGAGCUUGUGUAGUUUGUGGGCUAUAUCCUUAUUGUUGGAUUAGUUUUAUCUGUAAUCUAAAAUAUGUAUUGUUUGUUCAAAAGAGUCAGAGGAAGCUUGAGCACUAGAAAUUUGCUCUAAUAAUUUUCUGGCGUUGAAGGUAAAAAGUGAUAUAAUGCAUAGCCGCUGGCAUAUUUGAAAAA
Messenger RNA from Nicotiana tabacum (common tobacco), 1773 nucleotides. RefSeq names its product NADH kinase. Lineage: Eukaryota; Viridiplantae; Streptophyta; Magnoliopsida; Solanales; Solanaceae. Gene Ontology annotation, biological process: NADP+ biosynthetic process; NAD+ metabolic process. Gene Ontology annotation, molecular function: NAD+ kinase activity. The record is from RefSeq and is a predicted model, not a curated record.